UAAGACAUAUAUAAGACAAACCUCACCCCAACUCCCCCUAAAUGCCUAGUCCUUUGCCAUUUUUCUAGUUGGCCGAGGAUGUUGUCGUUGGCUUAAGAGAAAAAAUUUCAAACUCCAGCAGUCGGUCCACAGAUAUGGAGAAGCAGAAGAAGGGUGCAAAACCUACAGUUGGGAGCUUAAAUCUGCCCAUUGGAUUUAGGUUUCGUCCCACUGAUGAAGAGCUAUUGGUUCACUACUUGAGUAGAAAGAUAUUUUCCAUGCCUUUGCCUGCCUUAAUCAUCCCUGAAAUACUGGAUGUUUUCGUCUCCUUUCCCUCUGACUUGCCUGCAGGGGACUUGAGGGAGAAUAGGUAUUUCUUCAGCAAAGCAAAUGGAGAUAUAAACAGCAAGGGUUGCAGCAGAUUGAUCAGUGGCAAAGAUUGUUCUGGUUAUUGGAAGGCCGUUGGCCAAGGCCAGUUAAUUGUGGUUCCAAUUUCGGGUUCUGCAGUAAGCGAGCAACAACAACAACGGCUACUUCUUGGGAUGAAAAAAGCCCUUCGAUUCUACCAAACAACGCGUUCUGAAUGUUUAAGAACGCGUUGGAUAAUGCACCAAUAUUCCCUUGUCACAAUUUCCUCCUCUGAUCAGAAUGUUAACAUGAUGCAAGUAGGAGAUUGGAGCGUCUUUCGCAUAUACCAGAAGAAAUUACUAAUAUCAAAGAAUUUGAGGACUAAGUCUAAUGGUUUUGCUGAGCAAUGUAACAUCAAGACAAAUACCCGAAAGAGGCCUUUUAAUGAAGUGUUAAAAGACAAAGAGGUUCCCAUUUAGGCUACAGCAGUCACUGACAUCUCUUCUAAUCAAUUACUGGAAUUAGAUCAAGAAGUUACCAGUUGAUACUUCAGAUUUUAUAUUUUGUUUUUUUUCUUGGGCCAGCUUAGUAGUGAGCAUCCACAAAGGCUUGCUUUAGUUUUUUAUUUUCGAGUAACAACAAAGAGAAAUAUUGGCAGCACUUGGCAUUUGUCUUAUAGUGUCUAUUUGGUUUUUGUUCUUCUUGUAUGGUUGUUACACGAUGGGAGGCACUGUUUUAGAAAAAUCACAUCAUGCCUAACUGGGUUGGGUCGAAUAUUUAUCCGUUUUUAUCCGACCUGACCCACCUGUUGUUAGGCAUGUAGAGACACAUUACUUCUCAAAUUGAGGCUAGUAUGUCAAAAGCUAGCUCAUGAACCACAUUAGAUUAAUUUUAUGAAUAUCCAAUCUUUCUGCGUUUUCC
This is a messenger RNA of Nicotiana attenuata, 1248 nucleotides long. Its product is annotated as NAC domain-containing protein 41-like. NCBI's taxonomy places the organism in Eukaryota, Viridiplantae, Streptophyta, Magnoliopsida, Solanales, Solanaceae. The record is from RefSeq and is a predicted model, not a curated record. Gene Ontology annotation, molecular function: DNA binding. Bases 135 to 806 code for a protein of 223 amino acids. The transcript has 3 exons. Gene Ontology annotation, biological process: regulation of DNA-templated transcription.